AUGUAUUGUCGGUUUUUACAAAUUCUCUUUGAUGCCUUGCGUCCCGAGUUGGAAAGGAACCCUGAUGAUCUUGAUGUCAAAUCCCUAGGUCCAAACACCUUUGGACUCAUGAAACAAGUACGCAAAGCGUCAAAGGUUGUUUUCAAAGGAACAGAAGCACUGGUGAAAUUUGGAAAAUCCGUAGAGACAGAAGGUGUUCACACUGCUAGUACUCCUAUUAUUAUGGUGGUCGAGGAACAUGUGGCGCCAUCAAUAUCAAAUAUUAGUUUUUCAUUUGAGGUUUCUGAUGAUGAUGAUGAUGAUGAUGAUGAGGAGGAGGAGGAGGAGGAGGAUGUUCGUAUGUUUGAAUCAUCAAAGGAGCUAGUUAACGAAGAUGUGACUUCCCCAACUGAUACAGAAAAAGAAAUCAACAUUUUCAAGAAACCGAACAAUCCAAUGUCCGAACAGAUGGAAGCCCUUAUCGAAAAAUUACAGUUAACUGUGAGGAAGCCUUGCAAGCAGUUCAUGUUACUACUGAAUCUCCAUCUGGGAGUGAUAAAGACGAUUCAAAUGCCUUCGUGA
Molecule: messenger RNA, 561 nt
Organism: Lactuca saligna
Lineage: Eukaryota; Viridiplantae; Streptophyta; Magnoliopsida; Asterales; Asteraceae
Source: the annotation of a GenBank genome assembly